AUGCAGGCUCAAGUUGAGGUUUUGCUGUGCACAACGUCUCAGGAACAGACGGAGCAGCUGCACCGGAUCAAGGGCGACGCAGAUGCAAUUAACCACAAUUUGGAUCAGUCGGAGUGGCUCCUUCGCUCGAUGAAGUCCUUCGGCUGGGUCAGAAACAUCUUUCGGAAAGAGCCCAAGAACAGCCGCCCAUCGCCGCCACCCCCAGCUCCUUCCGGCAGAGCUUCUUUCUCCUCAGCUGCAUCGGCAGGAGGGUAUCCCCAAUCUGCUGGGCCGACGCCUAGCGACAGCAGUCGAGGUGCAGCGCGGCUUCUUGCCGAGGAUGCGGCUCGUCGAGCUGCGAGGAACUCUACUGCAUCAGCCAGCUCGGCCACAGGUGUCUCAACCCAGCUGAGACCAGACCAGAAGAAUCACGAGGUGGACAAAGUCUACGAUCAGAUUGACAAUAUGCUGGAGGGUCUCCUGGUCAAGAGCCAGCAGAUCCAGCAUACCCUGGGUCACCAUAACGAGAUGAUCCCUGAGAUUGCAGAGACGGUCGAGAGGGAUCAAACUCGAAUAAACAAGCAGAAGGCCGAGAUCAAAAAGAGGAUGGGCUGA
Molecule: messenger RNA, 594 nt
Organism: Symbiodinium necroappetens
Lineage: Eukaryota; Dinophyceae; Suessiales; Symbiodiniaceae
Source: the annotation of a GenBank genome assembly